Messenger RNA from Rotaria socialis, 657 nucleotides. NCBI's taxonomy places the organism in Eukaryota, Metazoa, Rotifera, Eurotatoria, Philodinida, Philodinidae. The record is from the annotation of a GenBank genome assembly.
AUGGGAAAUCAAUCAUUCCUAUCGGUUGUCUUUAUUCUUGUUCAAUUAAUUCUAACAACACAUUCACUUUAUUUUCACAUACGUGAAACUGAACGUAAAUGUUUCAUAGAAGAAAUACCAGAUCAAACGUUAGUUAUUGGUAAAUAUAAAGUUGAAUUAUUCGAUGCUAAUUCCAAUACAUAUCUACCAUCGACGCCUGGCAUUGGUAUGCACGUUGAAGUUAAAGAUCCUGAUGAAAAAGUUGUUUUGUCAAAAUUAUAUACGAGUGAAGGGCGUUUUACUUUUACAUCACAUAUUCCUGGAGAACAUGUUAUUUGUUUAUAUUCGAAUUCAACUGCUUGGUUUGGUGGACAACAAUUACGUGUUCAUCUUGAUAUUGAUAUUGGUGAACAUGCUAUUGAUUAUCAACAAGUUAGUGCGAAAGAAAAAUUAACUGAACUUCAGCUACGUGUUAGACAAUUAUUAGAUCAAGUUGAACAGAUAAGCAAAGAACAGAACUAUCAACGUUAUCGUGAAGAACGUUUUCGCGCUACAAGUGAAUCAACAAAUCAACGUGUAUUAUGGUGGUCAAUAGCUCAAUUACUUAUUCUUGUUAUAGCUGGUUUCUGGCAAAUGCGUCAUCUUAAAGGAUUUUUCGAAGCUAAAAAACUUGUUUAA